ACUCAAACCGGUAGCCUUAGGCGUCGCGUGUAGUGACUAUACCUUUUUGGCAGCCGGGAUCGGCUAUCCUGUGUAACACAACAGCGAAACAUAAACGAUGGCAACACGGCUGAUUUUUCUCGUGAGUCUGUUGGCCCUAGCCGGGCUCGUAGCCCCACAACACGACGACCACGACCAUGGGGAAGGGGAAGAACCAUUUCACGAGGUUUUGGAGCUGCUGGGAGCCGACGAGAACAGCACUACUCUCACGACUGCACAGACGGAAGAACUGGUGCGAAGGUUGAAGGAAAAGGUGCAGUGCUCGCAACAGGAUCUUGGACAGAGUACCACAUGCGACACGUGUUUGACCGCUGCAAGUCUGAUCGCGACGGCCACGGGUGACAACAGUGCCACAACCCUGGACGAAGAGGGGUUCCACAAGGCUUCGGUGGUCCUCGUGGCCUAUCUCACCGACUUAGCGGGCGUGUGCAAAAACAGCUCCGACCCGAGUGCAAAAGGGCUUUCCUCGUUUGAGGACCAGCUUCUCCAGUACACACACAGCGAGAGGGACGACAGACUCGGAGAUCACAGCUUCGAACACGUCUUGGAAGACAUCGGAGUCAACUACCAGGUUGAAAACUGGGGCAAGUGUUUCAGUACCGAGUCAGUUUUUGAGGAACUGAACAUCACCAAUACCAGUGGUGGGGCAACCCGGGAACAGCUGGGAGAGGUCGCGGCUAUAACAGUCGUCAGCGUGCUGCAGGGGUUGUGUAUCGGAGAGGCAACGCUGCCGGAGAAAACCUUCUUCACCAACCACAUCUUUGAGCUACUGAAUGCUACAAAUGGCGUCAUCACAGCAGCGGCUUUUGAGGGGAUGUUCACCUCUCUGGGGAUUGGUGGAGAUGGCCAUGGGGCUGAAGGGGAGGAGGACGGGCAUGACCACAGGAGGAAGCGAGCGGUCAGCAAGUCCAGGGUGAAGCGAGCGUCACAUGACCAUGGCCAUGAGCACGAAGAGGGAGACUUUGAAGAGACGUGCUUUACGCCAGACCAGUUGAUGCAGCUGUAUCUGAUCGAUGAGGACAGCGGUCUAACACAGGCCCAGUUUACGGAGGUCGCACCUGCGAUCGUCCAGCAGGUCUACAGCAAGGCAUGUGUAGAAACUCACACAGCGGUCCCCGGCAAAGCACUCACUGAGGCUGAAAAGUAUGGGUACGGCACCUUGGCUGUGUUGAUCAUCAGUCUGCUGGCCCUGAUCGGAGUCCUGUUCAUCCCAAUGUUCAGCUCCAGCCUGUACAAGGAGGCACUGCAGGGCUGCAUAGCUCUGGGUGUAGGGGCACUGACGGGUGAUGCACUGCUCCACCUUAUUCCACAGGCUCUUGGGCUGCAUGCCGACCACACAGCGGCAGAUACGCACGACCAUGGAGCUCACGACCUGUCCUACAUCUGGAAGCAACUGGCCGUCAUGGGCGGCAUCUAUCUGUUCUUCAUCUUCGAGAAGGCCAUGGGACAAGUCACCUCCUACUUUGGGUACCGUGGGCACAGCCACGGAGACAGCCGCGUGCAAACUAAUCAGGUGGCAAAUGACGGCACGAUGGAACCGCACCCCCACCAUUGCGAGAUGCGGACCACCGGGCACACGAUCUCCCUGGAGCCAAGCGACAACCCCAUGCAUACAAUGGACAAUGGGAAGCCAGCCAGCGCCAACCUUGAAAAGUCAGUUUCCAAACAGCAACUGACCAAUGCAGAGAGCACAGUGACAGUUAACCUGGACUCAGAGCAGCCAGAGGCUGACAACCAGGAGAAAAAGUACUUCUGCUGCAAAGGUUUCACAUCGCUGGCUAUGCUGAUCAUCGUUGGUGACGGCCUGCACAACUUGAGCGAUGGGCUGGCCAUCGGGAUCGCCUUUGCUGGGAACCUGUCUAUUGGCAUAUCCACGUCCAUCGCAGUGCUGGCACACGAGUUACCACAUGAGAUCGGUGACUUUGCCAUCCUGCUGAAGUGUGGCAUGAGUUACAAGCAGGCUCUCCUGUGGAACUUUGUUUCCGCCUUGUCCUGCUUCCUGGGGCUGUACAUGGGACUGGCCAUCGGGGCAGACAUCACCUCAAGGCAGUGGAUCUUUGCAGUGAUCGCUGGCAUGUUCUUAUACAUUGCCAUGGUGGACAUGAUGCCGGAGCUUGCCGAGCACAAGUCGGAACGACCAGUCGUGACAUUCAUCGUGCAGAAUGUGGGUUUCAUGCUGGGAGUGACCUCACUCCUGUUGCUUGCCCUGUACGAAGACCAGAUCGCAGUUAGUGUCCAGUAGUGAAGGACGGCUGGGGAUUAUUGCCAAAUUAUGGAUUUUGUUAUACCCGGCGCGUAAACCUUGGACCUAAAAGAGAACAAAUGUAGACUGAAGGUGGACUUACUUGUGUCAGAGAGAGAGUUACUCCCGGAGUAAGUCCACCCCAUUUUGCCAUGUUUGAGAACUGUUGGUGUUAGUUUUAUUAUCCAAAGGCCUUAACACCAAUUUAGGCAGUAAGUCCGUCUUCAGUCCUCCUUCAGUAAGUCCAUUUUCAGACCAUUGGAUUUACUGUGGGUGAAAAGAAGACUAUGGUCCAUGGCAAUUGUUGUUCAUAAGUCCAAGGUUUGCAAUGUUAUUUGACGCUAGUUCACCUUUAUCCAUCGUUUUUAUAAACGGGAUAUUCAGCGAUUUUAGUCGUCAGAGGAUGGUUGAAAAUUGCAGUAUAUUAAAAAUAUGGCAGUUUGACACCACCUUCCGUCGACUUGAUAUGCUUUGAUAUCCUGUUGUUAAAUUAACAGAAAUAGGUUACCCCAAGGAUAAAGGUAAAGUAGUGUUAACAGCCAGAUAUGAAUAGAGGAUAUGAGAUAAUGAAAGAUUAAAACAACUAUGAAUUCAAAUGCCUGAAUGUGAGCAUUUUGUGGUUCAUAUCCUAACUGAUAUGAAAAAAUGGAGCUGAAAAUCCAACUGGUACAGUAGGAAAAAAUGGAGCUGCAAAUUCAAGAGCCAAGAAAUAUUUGGUGUUGCCUUGUUUGUGCUUUGCUGGUUGCUUUUCCCUUGCUGUGAGGCAUGUUUUUAUCAGUGUGUAUUGGCGAUAUUGUUAUUCAUUAGUCAUGCCAAAUAUAAGAUGAUUUUUAUGAGGAAAAUGAACUUCUGUGUUCGUUUGGUAACGUUAUAUAUUUGAGAUAAGUGAUUCUUUAAAAAAUUCUAUGUUAUCGGUAGUAUUUGCACUGUUACAUGGUACUAGUGUUUUAAGGCCCCUGUAUUCUUAUCACUAGCUAUUAUAAGCUAUAUAAAUAUGUGAUUGUACUGUAAUCUAAACUAGAUUUGUAUAAGCAUCAAAUCUUUGUAAUUCCACUGGGAUCCAUAUUACAGCCACAUAGAAAACAAAAACUUUAUUGUUGAGGCCUUCUCAAGAUUGUUUUGCAUACCAGAAUAUACAAUCAUGUAGACUACCUCAGAAUGACUGAUGAUGCAUGGGUGCAUCUCUUUAAAUUACUAAUAUAUAGAUUCACGAAAUUUCAUUUGAAAUGGCACCCAGUGGAAUUAUAGGGGUUGAUGUUACAAAAUAAUGUACAUUUAACUUCAUAAGUUGAAUAUUAUGCAAAA
Molecule: messenger RNA, 3586 nt
Organism: Branchiostoma floridae (Florida lancelet)
Lineage: Eukaryota; Metazoa; Chordata; Leptocardii; Amphioxiformes; Branchiostomatidae
Product: zinc transporter ZIP12-like
Exons: 13
Coding region: 98-2281 (727 amino acids)
Biological process (GO): intracellular zinc ion homeostasis; zinc ion import across plasma membrane
Cellular component (GO): membrane
Molecular function (GO): zinc ion transmembrane transporter activity
Source: RefSeq, a predicted model, not a curated record